AUGGCACCAUUUAUGUCAAUGAUAUUUAAAGGCUUUAGAACAAGUAAAACUAUAUCAUAUGAUUCAGAAUGGAAAAUUUCAUUUAUGAGCGAUAAUGAUAUUGAAACCGGGUUCCUUGUCCAUCUUCAAACGCUGGAUAUUUUAGACACUAAAAAAGUGCUACCAUUUAUUAUGACUGAUGAAAUCUAUCAGUUGUCUCACGUAAGAAAGUAUGAUCAUCACAAAUUUAAUCGUGAUAUGGUUUGGGGAUUUAAAGUAGAAAAGUUGGCUUUGGUUCAUAAUAUGGAUCCAAGGGUGAUAAAAACGAGCGCACAGACUUGA
Messenger RNA from Rhizophagus irregularis DAOM 181602=DAOM 197198, 321 nucleotides. NCBI's taxonomy places the organism in Eukaryota, Fungi, Glomeromycota, Glomeromycetes, Glomerales, Glomeraceae. The record is from RefSeq and is a predicted model, not a curated record.